This is a messenger RNA of Elaeis guineensis (African oil palm), 2094 nucleotides long. RefSeq lists its product as uncharacterized. NCBI's taxonomy places the organism in Eukaryota, Viridiplantae, Streptophyta, Magnoliopsida, Arecales, Arecaceae. The record is from RefSeq and is a predicted model, not a curated record.
AAAAGCUACAACCCUUCGCUUUCCCUCCUCUCAUAUCCCUUUCUCUCCCUCUCACUUCUUAUCGCUAAUGGGAAUCAGAGUCCCAUUAAAAGUGGUACCUUUCUUCUUAUCGGUUCUCUUCUCUUCCUCAAAUACUAUUUUUUUUUCUUUCGUAAAAUUCCUCAAGUUCUAACCGCUUUAGAGUCCCCUGCAUCAUUCCAAUCUCUUCUGAAACAAUUAUAGAGUCUAUUUGGUCUUCCUUGUUUUUCUUUCUUUUCUUUCCAGAUUGAAGGCUUCCAGGAGAAAUUGAUUGGACGUCCAAUUAAGAUGAAGCUAUCGAACUGUGGUCCUCUGCUCAAAGAUCCUUCAUAUAAAAGGCGAUGCUUCUGCAACCUUAUUUCUGCAGCUGCUCUCCUUUGUAUAAUUUCCUUCGUGGGGAGCGCGUUUGUUACAAUUGAUAUUAAAGAGAAAAUAUCAGCUUGGGGAGCAGCUAAUUCUAUGCAGACCAAUCAAACAAAUUCAAAGGCUAAACUCAAUUUACAGAUCGCUCAAUCCAAUUUAUGCAAGAGUCAAUGCAACCCUGCAGGAAGCGAACCAUUACCCAAAGGCAUUAUUACCAAGACUUCGAACUUUGAAAUGCAGCCUCUUUGGGACUCUCCAGAAAGAAAGAAAAUAUCAGCUCGGAGGGCGGCUAAUUCUGUGCAGACCAAUCAAACAAAUUCAAAGGCUAAACUCAAUUUACAGACAACUCAAUCCAAUUUAUGCAAGAGUCAAUGCAAGCCUGCAGGAAGUGAACUAUUACCCAAAGGCAUUAUUAGCCAAACUUCGAACUUUGAAAUGCAGCCUCUCUGGGGCUCUCCAGAAACAAAGGGUAAAACCAAACCUUCAAAGAGCUUAUUGGCAAUACCUGUUGGAAGAAAACAAAAAAGAGUUGUGAGUCAGAUUGUAGAGAAGUUCCCUUCCAAUAAUUUCACCAUAAUGCUUUUCCAUUAUGAUGGUGUUGUGGAUGAAUGGAGUGACCUACAGUGGAGUGAUAGUGCCUUGCAUAUCUCUGCAAUCAAUCAAACAAAAUGGUGGUUUGCUAAGCGUUUCUUACAUCCAGAUAUAGUUGCUGAGUACAAUUACAUCUUCCUUUGGGAUGAGGAUCUUGAAGUGGAAAAUUUUCAUCCCCUAAGAUAUUUGUCAAUCAUCCAGAGGGAAGGACUAGAGAUAUCACAGCCUGCGUUGGACACUGCAAAAUCCGAGGUUCAUUAUGGAAUCACUGCACGGAGGAGAAAAGGAGAUGUACACAGAAGAAUGUACAAGUUCAGAGGUAGUGGGAGAUGUUACAAGAAUAGUACUGCUCCUCCAUGCACAGGGUGGGUAGAAAUGAUGGCUCCUGUUUUUUCAAGAGCUGCCUGGCGUUGCACAUGGCAUAUGAUUCAAAAUGACUUGAUUCAUGCUUGGGGUCUAGACAUGAAGCUUGGUUAUUGUGCACAGGGUGAUCGGAGCAAAAAGGUUGGAGUCGUGGACAGGGAAUACAUAGUUCAUAAGGGGAUCUCUUCGCUAGGUGGGUUUGAUGAGAACAAGCAAAAUAUGGAUAGUCCUAGUGGUGCAUCUCAGACAAAGCCUUCUAACUUCAAAAAAGUGGUGCAUCAUAGAUCUUCUACUUUAAAAGACAGAUAUGCGGUGAGGAAGCAGUCUUAUUUCGAAUUGGAUCUUUUCAGAAAGAGAUGGCAAAAGGCUGUCACAGAGGACAAGUGCUGGAUUGACCCAUACCCUGAAUUGUCAAAGAACUCAACUCAAUAGUUGCAAGAAUGUGAGAAGUGAUGCUAAAAUUAUGAGCCAGAGAAUGCUUCAACAUGUACUUGUAAAAUGCAAGCUGAUACCAUAUUUCUACCAAAAUUUGCCACCCAAUUGGUACCCUUAUUUUUAGAUUAUUUCUUGUAGAAGGUCAUAUUGUUGCUGGUAUGACCAAACUGAACAGCUUAUAAUAACUUCUAGGAGCUGUUUUCUUGCUAGCUAGGUUUCCGAAGAAAGAAUAUCCUGAAAAGCUUUUAGAAAAAUAAUUUACUUAGCUGGUCUGUAGCUUUUACAUGCUUACUAAAUGGAAUUGUAUAUGAUGCAAGCUUGAUU